Molecule: messenger RNA, 2354 nt
Organism: Gossypium raimondii (Peruvian cotton)
Lineage: Eukaryota; Viridiplantae; Streptophyta; Magnoliopsida; Malvales; Malvaceae
Product: BEL1-like homeodomain protein 9
Exons: 4
Coding region: 493-2145 (550 amino acids)
Biological process (GO): regulation of transcription by RNA polymerase II
Molecular function (GO): RNA polymerase II cis-regulatory region sequence-specific DNA binding; DNA-binding transcription factor activity, RNA polymerase II-specific
Source: RefSeq, a predicted model, not a curated record
UCUGCAACACAGUUUAGUUUCAAUUAUUACAGCAAAUAACCAGUCAUCUUCUCUUUCUCCACCCCUAUUAUCACUACCACCACACUUCUCUCAUAGUCAUUCAUUCGCCAUAAAAGAAACAGUAAUAAAGAUUUUGUUUUUUUGAGUUUGAGUGUUUGUUUUAGUUUGGAAGUGAGUGACAGACAUUAUUAGAUUAUGUUUAGUUUCUGUAAUAAAUAAAUAAAUAAAAGAUUCGUCAAAGUGAAAAACGUGCAUCGAUACCCCAAAAAUCUCAGUUCCUUGAACGUAUCAUACUCUGCUAACUUGCGCCACUUCUCUCUCUUUUCUCUGCCAUUUUUAUAUUUUCCCAGUUUCAGAAGAUUACAAUCAUUUCAUCGUUUAAAUUAAUCAAAUAAAGCUUUUCACUUUCACUGUUAUUUAGUUUUAGCUUAUAGAGAGGUUGGUUGUUGGUUGUUGUUUUUUUUUUUUUCUUUUGCUUCUUUUUUUGGGGCUAUGGCGGAGGGGUUUGAGCCCUACCAUGUCCCACAACAAAGCAGAAGAGAUAAGCUAAGAAUCAUGGCUCAAAAUGAACCAACAACGGGUGUUUCUCUUUCGGGUUGUUCGGGUUUACUCCCUUUUUAUGACCCUUCUUUCCUUUCUUCCGAUUUGCUAACUUGCGCCGCUGCCGCAGCCGGAAGCCAUGAAUAUCACCACCCUCCUCCGUCGGGUACAAAAGAUGGUGUGAACUUCACAGGCUUUGUUGGUGGGAUUUUCAACUCUUCUCCUUCUUUGGAUCACUUGAACCCUAGCUCCAUUCAUGAUAUGAACAACAACAACAACAACCAAUUUCUUUAUACCCCACAAAACCUGUCUUAUGAUAAUAAUAACGGUGGUGGUGGGGCUGGUGAAGUGGUGGUUUAUAAGCCUGAACCUUUAUCUCUUUCAUUAUCUUCUCAUUAUACCCACCAAAACUCUAGUAUCUAUACUGAUAUGGUUCCAGCCAUUUUUAGUGGUGCUAAUGGUUCAACAUCGAACUCAGUCCCACUCGGUCCUUUCACUGGCUAUGCUUCCAUUUUGAAAGGUUCAAGGUUUUUAAGGCCUGCACAACAGUUAUUAGAAGAGCUUUGUGAUGUUGGUAAGGGAAUUUACACUGAAAAAGCAUCUCUCAUGGAGCUUCCUCCAUUGCAAAAUUCCCACACUAACCCUCUUGACGGCGGAGAUAGCGGCGGAAGCGGCGGCGGCGGUGAUGGUCAAAGGAAAAAAUCAACACUAAUUUCAAUUCUCGACGAGGUUUACAAGAGGUACAAGCAAUACUAUCAGCAGAUGCAAUCCGUUGUUGCGUCGUUCGAAUGUGUCGCCGGACUAGGGAAUGCAGCUCCAUUUGCAAACUUGGCUAUGAAAGCUAUGUCUAAACAUUUCAGGUACUUGAAGAACGCAAUCACCGAACAGCUUCAGUUUACUAAUAAAGCUCAUGCUCAGAUAAGCCCUGGGAAAAACGAAGGUCCGAGGUUCGGAAAUGGUGAUGGAAGCUUUUAUAACAGAGCCGUUCAAAACUCCAGGUUCCUUCAAAACCAACCAGUUUGGCGUCCUCAACGAGGCCUUCCCGAACGUGCAGUGACCGUACUUAGAGCAUGGCUAUUUGAACACUUUCUACACCCUUAUCCGACCGACACGGACAAGCUAAUGUUGGCGAAACAAACUGGUCUUUCACGUAACCAGGUCUCGAAUUGGUUUAUCAAUGCAAGAGUUCGGCUUUGGAAACCAAUGGUGGAAGAAAUACACAUGCUCGAAACACGGCAAAAGGACGAGAGAAAUGCCAACAAGUCAGGCGAUGAAAACCCAUCGACAUCAACCCAAAGGGUUGAAGAGAAUACCCCAUCAAAGCGUACUAGAAAUGAACUUCCCAAUGUACCUGUGGGAAAUGAGCAGCCAAACAUGUCAACCUCCUACAACAGCUUUUCUACCCAUCCGCAUGGCAGCAGUGUUUCCUUAACACUCGGUCUUCAUCAGAACAACAGUAUCGGAUUAUCUGAGUCCUUCCCCAUAAACGCGGCUCAACGUUUCGGUCUUGGCCUCGAGGUAAACAGUGAGGGUUACGUUAUUGGUGGUCGGCAUUUCGGAAGGGAUGUUGUCGGAGGGCAGCUUUUGCAUGAUUUUGUGGGUUGAAAACAAAUGUUACAAGCAAAAAAAGAAGAAAAAAGCUUUUUCUGAUCAUUAUUAUUCAAUUGAAUAGAGUUAUUAAUAUAAUUGCAAAGGGUUUCAUGUAGAUGAGCUAUAUAUUUAUUAUAAGCAGAGUGGGAAGCUGAAAAGCAUGGUUAGGGUUAUGUAAAUUUAUAAUUUAUAUGAUGAAAAAAUUAAAUAUUUUGAUGCCAUGA